Messenger RNA from Ipomoea triloba (trilobed morning glory), 1331 nucleotides. Its product is annotated as transcription factor bHLH63. The coding region runs from base 56 to 1090 and encodes 344 amino acids. The transcript has 6 exons. The record is from RefSeq and is a predicted model, not a curated record. Gene Ontology annotation, molecular function: DNA-binding transcription factor activity; protein dimerization activity. Gene Ontology annotation, cellular component: nucleus. NCBI's taxonomy places the organism in Eukaryota, Viridiplantae, Streptophyta, Magnoliopsida, Solanales, Convolvulaceae. Gene Ontology annotation, biological process: regulation of DNA-templated transcription.
CCACAUUCCCGCCGUCUCUCUCCGCCCAUCUUUUCUGCACUUAUAUCAACCGGAAAUGCUACACACAACCGUCACGGACGCCAUGGAAACCGGCACAGAGAUGACCGUUCUUGAGCGCCACCAAUCUCGUCUGAAAUGGCACCAAGAAGAACAGCACCAAAUAUUAACUUACUUGGGCGGAGGCAAUGAUCAUCUGGUGACCGGAAUGUUCCCCCCGCCACCGGAAAUUCAAGAAUUUCAGAGUCUCGGCGACCUCGUGACGCGGGCUAUGAAGCCGGAGAAUGUAUGGAGUGAUUUUAGCGGUUUAGGACUCGGGCAGGAGACGGACAUUGGAACCAAUUACAGAAUUUCCAGAACCGCCAGCAGCCCGGCCGCCGUAGCAGAGGACGGGAAAAGGAAAGAAGCCCCCCCGCCGGAGAACUUAAAGAGGAGGAAAGCCGAGAAGAAACAGAGCACAACAGAACAGAGUGGCAACAAAAACAACAAGAAAGAAUCAUCGUCUGCUACCUCGGAUGAUACAAAGCCUGACUACAUUCAUGUCAGAGCACGCCGUGGCCAAGCCACUGAUAGCCAUAGCUUAGCUGAAAGGGUAAGGAGGGAAAAGAUCAGUGAAAGAAUGAAAUACCUGCAAGAUCUUGUACCAGGGUGCAAUAAGAUCACAGGGAAAGCUGGAAUGCUUGAUGAAAUAAUCAACUAUGUCCAAUCUCUUCAACGACAAGUAGAGUUCUUAUCAAUGAAACUGGCUGCUGUUAAUCCAACAAUUGAUUUCAACAUUGACAGUUUCUACACAAAAGAGGUUUAUGAAGUGAGUGGAUCUAAUUAUCCUGCAGAAAUGUUCAAUUCAUUGCAGCAAUGUUCUGAAAUGGAGAAUGGUGUGAACCCUUCGGCCAUGGCGCUUCGGAGAACCAUUAGUGCUCCCAUAUCGCUGCUAGACUCCACUGCAAAUCAAAUUCAGGCAUCUUCAGCUUGGGAUGCUGAGAUACAGAACUUGUAUGCAAUGGAGUUCCAACAAGGAAGAUCAACAACAUCCUUUCUUUCACAGCCAUUUAUGGGUUUCAUAGAAGGUGGCAACACAAGGAUGGCAAUCUGAACUGGAAUUAUAGAUCAGAUCAUACAAUUUCUUCAAUAAUGCUCUUCAAAAGUUACCAAUUCCCAUUGUUUUUCUUCCCAAGUACAUACCAUAUGUAUUUGUAUGUAUACAGGCAGUGUAGAAAUGCCAUAGUGCUAAUAUUGCUAUCAAUUUGUCCUGUCUGCUAUGUCUCAUCAAUCAACUGAGAUCUUGUUACGUACUGAAAUUUAGUACGUGAAUGCCAAUUAUUCUAUUAAUUACA